Phragmites australis (common reed) is the source of this 1816-nucleotide messenger RNA. RefSeq names its product calmodulin-binding receptor-like cytoplasmic kinase 3. Gene Ontology annotation, molecular function: ATP binding; protein kinase activity. The coding region runs from base 327 to 1481 and encodes 384 amino acids. The record is from RefSeq and is a predicted model, not a curated record. The transcript is spliced from 7 exons. Gene Ontology annotation, biological process: protein phosphorylation. NCBI's taxonomy places the organism in Eukaryota, Viridiplantae, Streptophyta, Magnoliopsida, Poales, Poaceae.
GUUUCCACAACAGCUGGGCGCCCAACCAUCACAAAGAUCCCAUCAAAUCAAAAAGGGACUUCUUCAGAAAGAUAAUUCCUCCUCACCGUUUCCGUCCAAGUGUUUGCCCGCGGGUUCGUGCCUGGAUUAGGUGGACGCCGAGGCGGCGUGAGCAUCGCUGGCUGCGUCGAUCGGAGUCCGGCGCUCGAGCCUUUCUCCGGUGGACAACGCUUACUCAGACAAUCAGAUAAUACAGUUUUUCUAUGCAUAAUGUGCUCAUGUAAGACAUCAAGUACAAAUGAAGCACACCGCUGUCCUUUGUUGGAGGAUUGAAGACAGAUAGCGCUAUGGUAGCUGCUACAACUGCGGCAAUGUUUAUUGUGUGUUACGAGUCCCUCUGCCCCUGUUUUGGCUCAAAAAGGAAGGAUGGAAGUGAAGAUCCUGUUCUUGAAAGACAUUCAAAUUCUUUGAAUUCUUCUGAACUGAGGUCGAUUUCUGAUAGAAUUCCUGCAAGCCCAUUUCGAGUACCUGCAAGUCCAUCUAGAUUUUCAUUGUCUUCGCUGCCAAGCAGAAAUGAUCCAUUAAACCUCAGUCUUGAACAUGUUGUCAAACUGACACAUAACUUCUCGCCAACCUUGAUGAUUGGUGAAGGUUAUUUUGGAAAGGUCUACAGAGCUGAGCUGCAAGAUAGCCAUGUCGUGGCUAUUAAAAGGGCAAAAAAGGAACAUUUUGUCUCUUUACGUGCUGAAUUCAGCAAUGAAAUUGCACUACUAAAAAAAAUUGAACAUAGGAACUUGGUCCAAUUACUUGGUUAUAUUGACAAAGGCAAUGAACGAAUUAUCAUAACUGAGUACGUAUCAAAUGGCAAUCUUAGGGAGCAUUUGGAUGGUCAACAUGGUCUGGUUUUGGGAUUUAAUCAGCGGCUUGAAAUAGCCAUAGAUGUUGCACACGGAUUGACUUAUUUGCAUCUGUAUGCAGAGAAGCCCAUAAUACACAGGGAUGUGAAGUCAUCAAACAUUUUACUAACUGAGGGCUUCAGGGCCAAAGUGGCGGACUUUGGAUUAGCAAGAACAGGUCCUACCGAGCCAGACCAGUCACAGAUUGAGACUGGUGUGAGAGGAACAGCUGGCUAUGUUGAUCCAGAGUAUCUGAGGACAAACCAUCUGACAAUCAAGAGCGAUGUGUUCUCUUAUGGUAUUUUGCUCCUGGAAAUCCUUUCAGGCCGUCGUCCUAUUGAGGUCAGGAGGGGUUCAAGAGAGAGGAUUACAGUAAGAUGGGCAUUUGAGAAGUAUAACAGAGGCAAUGUUACGGACAUAUUGGAUCCGAUGUUAACUGAAGCAGUAAAUGAGGAUAUACUGAAUAAAAUCUUUGAGGUGGCGUUCCAGUGUGUUGCUCCUACCCGUGAUGACAGACCACCCAUGAAAGAAGUUGUGGAGAGGCUGUGGAAGAUAAGGAGGGAUUUUGCAAAAACUCGAAGGAGAGCAGAAGCGACUCUGAAUUGAUCCUGGUUGCUUCAUUUGCUUGAGAGAAUAUAGGUCAACUCUUAGUGAAGACUGAAGAUUGGCACACAAAAACAAGGCAAAUAUUGCAAUUAUGAACAAAUUUGUACACGAUUGCGAGAUUAUUGUUGUAUGAUUAUAUCGGGAGAUCAAUAUGUUGUACACUGACCCGCAAUUAGUGAUUUUCCCUGUAUAGCCAUUAGCCAGCUCGAUCUUUUCACUUUUCAGUACUCUGUAUCCGCAAGCAAGUACAGUGUAGCUUCUGUUUGUGGCUUCUGAAUUUUUGAAAUUGUAAGACCUAUGUUGUUGGAUAAGGCUUUUACAAGAGUUGGAUAAGA